GUCAAGCCAAUAUGGCUUCCAGCAGGGAUUGAUCACAAGAAAAAUGUGUAAAAUUUAUGAAAUACAUGUCUUAAAAGGAAUAUGGAUAUGUUUUAUGUUGAAUUAUAUAACCGUCGGUGUUUCACAGAGUACUAGCAGCUAUUCUCUUGAGAUUCAGCCAGCAGAGUUAGUCCUGGUUCAGGUCGGAGACAGCAUAAAGGCAACAUGUACAGCAGCAGGCUCCCUGGCACCACAAAACCUGCUCUGGAUAGCAGUCAAAAGCGAACAGCGUUUUGGAACAUUUCACCAACUGCGGCCUAAUAACCAGACGGUGGAGCUGUCGAUCCCAAGGGCAGAGCCGCACAUGUCCGGCACUUAUGAGUGCUUCCUGCGUGAUAGUAAGGGAGGCGUGUCCACUCGUACUCUGCAGGUCAUUGUGUUGCUGCAGGGAAAUGACGUGCUGAUUAAUAGACGCAAAACAUCGGAAAUAGCUGAUGUUUUGAAUGGUGAUUUACUGCGUACUGCAUGUAGGCAGGUCACGUUUUUCUGUAAGAACGUCUCUGGUCCGAUAUCUUGCAACAAGCUCUGCAACGGGAUCUGGGAUUGCCCACAGGGAGAGGAUGAGCUGCAGUGCAGAUACAUAGGCAAGGUGAUGGGAAGUCACUGUGAAGGCAUGUUCUCCUGCGGUAACGGGCGCUGCGUGUACAACGACUAUGUAUGCGACCAGGUGGACAACUGUGGAGACAACUCUGAUGAACUUGUGUGUGGAGACUAUAGGAAAGCUGUGACAACAGAUGCCCCACACUCCGACAUCGACGACGACUCAAUGGUCUGGCUUAAGACCACUGUCUACACAGUGAUAGGCUGCACUGUGAGCGUCGUGUUCCUGAUAUCCAUCGUUGUCAUAGCGAUAUUCAACAUCAAAAUGAAGCGGAGAGCAGAAGCCCGGGCGCUGAGGCAUGUGGAGAGAAGGAGGCGCCACAUACAUCAGUGUGACAGCAGGCACCCUGGGGCAGGGUCCCCGUUACAGAGUCAUGACCCCAUAGAACAUCAGCCAUUCAUAUCGACCCCAUCGCCCCCCCACUUUCGAAACAUAAUCGUCAAUGUGAACAAUGGAGUGCAGUACGUUCCGAUGGCAGAUCCCAGCCUUGUUGUUCCCCCACCAUCGUACUCUGAAGUGAUGGCUGAGGUGGUUGUUGACUUACACACAGGCCGCAGCUCUCCACCUCCAGAGUACAGUACCUUGGAUCGUAACCCUGACAGGCCUUCUGGUGGAAACGCAUCAGUUAGUAUCUCUCAGUCGUCAAAUCGUGCUCGUGAAUAUAAUUCUCGUCGCAAUCACAGGGACAACGCUGCGUCAGUUAGUCAUACUCAUACACAUAAUGAUAAUCAGAUGUCAAGGGAUGAAAAUUAUUAUCACAGACCUCAUUCAACCAGACAUUCUACACAUUUCUCGCAGCCCCAAAGUGUUUCUGAGACCAGCUCGCUAGGUCGAAGGGCGGCGAGACACUCUGCACGCCAUGCAAGGAAUGUCCGAGCAGUUGGCAUGCAGCGCAGACAGAAGCAACUUGUUGUCCAGGAUGGCCAAAUCUUGCUAGAGUUAGACGGCGUGGCAACUAAUUCGCCGCCUACAGAAAGAUUAAAUAGAAAUACACAGACUAACUCUUCUGAUAUUAACACCAACUGUACUUCCUCAGCACGGAAUGAGGCUAAACCGGGUCAGAUUCAAGUGCAGGAGGGUCAGAUUGUGUCUGCAAGUGACUCAGGAGAAUGCACCAGCAUUUGUGUCUCAAAACACUUCAGAGCCUGCCCAGUCUUCGGGGGCUCAGAACUUGUUAGCUAAACCAUGUCACCUGCAUGUUUGUGACGGUCAGAUUAUACUCGAAUCAAGUGGCAUGGACAGUAUUGAAGAACAUGGUAUAGAAUCUCAUAUUGCGCAAUUGUCACCAUUGGCUUCUGGGGCAACCAGUGGGACAGAUAUUUCUUGCAGCUCGGGUAAUUUGGUUGUUAAAGAUGGACAGAUUAUCUUUAAAUCGCCCUCUGUGUGAUGAACUGUUGUUAAUUUAAAGUCCCAAAUUAGUGUGAUUUAAAUUUAUUGGAGUUGUUCACAGAAAGAUGAUAUUACAUUGUAUUGUAUAUAUUUUUUGAAUUUUAAUCAUGUUUAAACAAGUUUACAUGGUAAAAAUGAAAACUAUGGGAACAUAUGUUUAAAAUGUAAAUGCUUUUCAAAAAUCAUUUAUAGACCUUCUUGAAAUCACUACAAAAAGUUAAGUACAUAAUUGUUACUUUUCAUGAGAAAGCCUGCCUUAAUGAAAUUCAAAUACUGUAGUAAACUUAAGUUAGUUAGCAGCAAAAUCUACCACAUUUUCAAUGUCAUUGUAUUGACAUACUAUUGAUUUUACAUAUGUUUCAGGCAUUAGCUUUUUAAGUAACAUUUGGACAACUUUCGCAGUCCAUACAUAAUGUUAAGAUUCUAAAGGUCAUUUAAAAACAGGGAUAAAAUUCCGAGGGUGUGCUGUUGAACAUGUAUUUUCACUUGCAUUAAACUAAUAUUUUUACACAUUAAAUGCAAACAUAAAAGAACCCAAGAUAAACCUUGUAAACACUGUAGAAGUUACAUUUCAUGCCCAAUCUUCAUGUGACUUUGUCAAAAUGUUUGUCUUAAUGAUAUCUUGGUUGAGUUCAAAGUGGUUCCGGUCCGUUGAAAAACAUGGCCGCCAGUGGGCGGGGCAGUUUUCCUUAUUUGGCUAUAGAGAAACUUUGUAAACACUCUAGAAGUCACAAUUUUUUACCAAUCAUCAUGAAAGUUAGUCAAAACAUUGGUUUUAUUGUUUUCUCGGACGAGUUCGAAAAUGGUCCAGAUCGGUGAAAAAACAUGGCCGCCAGUGGGCGUGGCAUUUUUCUCUAUAUGUAUAUAGUGGCAGUUUUCCCUAUUUGUCUAUAGAGAAAUCUUGUAAACACUCUACAAGUCACAAUAUUUGCCCAAUCAUCAUGAAAGUUGAUCAAAACAUUGGUUUUAUUGAUAUCUCGGAUGGGUCGAUAAUGGUCCGGAUUGGUGAAAAAACAUGGCCGCCAGUGUGCGGGGCAUUUUUAUGUUCCCCACUAUAGUAGUGGGGGACAUAUUGUUUUUGCCCUGUCUGUUGGUCUGUCUGUUGGUCUGUUUGCGCCAACUUUAACAUUUUGCAAUAACUUUUGCUAUAUUGAAGAUAGCAACUUCAUAUUUGGCAUGCAUGUGUAUCUCAUGAAGCUGCACAUUUUGAGUGGUGAAAGGUCAAGGUCAUCCUUCAAGGUCAGAGGUCAAAUAUAUAUGGCCAAAAUCGCUCAUUUUAUGAAUACUUUUGCAAUAUUGAAGAUAGCAACUUGAUAUUUGGCAUGCAUGUGUAUCUCAUGAAGCUGCAUAUUUUGAGUGGUGAAAGGACAAGGUCCUCCUUCAAGGUCAGAGGUCAAAUAUAUGUGGCCCAAAUCGCUUAUUUUAUAAAUACUUUUGCAAUAUUGAAUAUAGCAACUUGAUAUUUGGCAUGCAUGUGUAUCUCAUGGAGCUGCACAUUUUGAGUGGUGAAAGGUCAAGGUCAUCCUUCACAAGGUCAAGGUCAUCCUUCAAAGUCAAACGUCAUAUAGGGGGACAUUGUUUUUCACAAACGCAUCUUGUUCUCUUUAUGUUUAUAGUGAAAACAUGUAAACACUCAAGAAGUCCGUCCACCAGAUGGUUUCCGAAUGAUAACUAAAGAACGCUUAGGCCUAGGAUCAUGAAACUUACUUGGAACAUUGAUCAUGACUCGCAGAUGACCCCUAUUGAUUUUGAGGUCACUAGGUCAAGGUCAUGGUGACCCGAAAUAGUAAAAUGGUUUCCGGAUGAUAACUCAAGAACGCUUACGCCUAGGAUCAUGAAACUUCAUAGGUACAUUGAUCAUGACUCGCAGAUGACCCCUAUUGAUUUUGAGGUCACUAGGUCAAAGGUCAAGGUCACGGUGACCCAAAACAGUAAAAUGGUUUCCAGAUGAUAACUCAAGAACGCUUAUGCCUAGGAUCAUGAAACUUCAUAGGUACAUUGAUCAUGACUGGCAGAUAACCCCUAAUGAUUUUCAGGUCACUAGGUCAAAGAUCAAGGUCACAGUGACUCAACUUAGAAAAAUGGUUUCCGGAUGAUAACUCAAAAACGCUUACACCUAGGAUCAUAAAACUUCAUAGGUACAUUGAUCAUGACUGGCAGAUGACCCUAUUGAUUUUCAGGUCACUAGGUCAAAGGUCAAGGUCACAGUGACAAUAAACGUAUUCACACAAUUGCUGCCACUACAACUGACAGCCCAUAUGGGGGGCAUGCAUGUUUUACAAACAGCCCUUGUUAUUUUUGUAAGCGACUAAGUUUGAUGUUUGGAAAGGGGGGUCAACUCAAAAUAUAGGUAACAAGGUCAAAUCUUAAAAAAACAAUAACACUCCAUACGCCAGAGUUUUGGUUCAAUAAUGAUGAAACUUGACCAGGAUGUUUGUCUGGACAAUAUCUAGGUCAAGUUUGACAUGUGGUAAAGAUUGAAUGAACCGACUUCUCUCAGGUGAGCGAACUAGGGCCAUAUUGGCCCUCUUGUUUCAAUAAGGCGGGUUUUCUUAUUAUGCGACACAUGCAUUUUGUUGGUUACCAGGGUACCAGUAAAUAUUUUGUUGGUAUAUAAUGGUUAGCCUGCAUUCAUGGAACGAUUGCAUAUUUUGUUGGUAACUUACAGUGAUAAUGCAUUGAUGAAAACUACCAGUAUGUAUUUUGUUGGUAACUUACAGUGCUAAUGCAUCCAGGGUACCAGAAUGCAUUUUGUUGGUAACUUACCGGUACACUAAUCAUGCAUUCAGGGUACCAGUAUGCAUUUUGUUGGUAACUUACCGGUACACUAAUCAUGCAUCCAGGGUACCAGAAUGUAUUUUGUUGGUAACUUACCGGUACACUAAUCAUGCAUUCAGGGUACCAGUAUGUAUUUUGUUGGUAACUUACUCAUACACUAAUCAUGCAUCCAGGGUACCAGAAUGUAUUUUGUUGGUAACUUACCGGUACACUAAUCAUGCAUUCAGGGUACCAGUAUGUAUUUUGUUGGUAACUUACCCGUACACUAAUCAUGCAUCCAGGGUACCAGAAUGUAUUUUGUUGGUAACUUACCGGUACACUAAUCAUGCAUUCAGGGUACCAGAAUGUAUUUUGUUGGUAACUUACCGGUACACUAAUCAUGCAUUCAGGGUACCAGUAUGUAUUUUGUUGGUAACUUACCCAUAUACUUAUCAUGCAUUCAGGGUACCAGUAUGUAUUUUGUUGGUAACUUACCCGUACACUAAUCAUGCAUUCAGGGUACCAGUAUGUAUUUUGUUGGUAACUUACCCGUACACUAAUCAUGCAUUUAGGGCUUGAUAUUAAUGGUAGUCUUUAGACAACCACGUGUUUAGUUUAGACAUAAUUACUAUGGACUGCCAAGCAAAUCUAGGAAGAAACUUGCGCAUAAGCAUUUGACUGAAAUGAUUUAUUCAGGAAAUAAAAUACUUUCUAUGUAAAUGCAACAGAUAUGCACACAUUUAAAAAAUGUUUUUGUUUUUAAGUUGUUAGUCCUCUUGGAGUUUCUUGUAUCUUGUUUAUGAUGCGGGGUCAUACAUGCCAUUUUUUGUGUGCCAAAACACGGCAUUGAGUGAAAAAUGUGGGAACAUUUAACCUUGUAGCAGGAUACCUUAAACAAUACUGUAAAACCAUUAAAUUUCGUGUGGUACGAAUUUUCGUGGAUUUCGUUGGUCCGCUGAACCACGAAUUCAAGUACCAACGAUUAUGUAUACAAUUUUAAUCCGAAAUCAGUCAUUGUCAACAUUUUCUUUUGUUGUCGGUUAUCCGAGAUAUUUGUGGGUUUUUUUGUAACAGUUACUUCACUUCAGUUGGUCACAUUACACUAUAAUUUGACUAAAUAACAUUUAUGAUUUGAAAAUGUAAAGUGUUUGGGUAAUAAUACUUUUUAAAUCAAGAACGGUAUUUAAACUGUAUAUCAACUAUUGUUCUCUUUUACAUGACGUCAUCAAAUUAGCAUUUUGCAGAUUUAUCACAUGUCUAUUAGUGCCAAUUAAAGUUAAAAGAGGUUUAAACACGUGUAUUUUGGUGACCUUAUUAUUCAAUUGUUACUUCUAGGAGACCGAUUGCGCUGAAAAUUGCAAAUAUUGCCAAAACAACAUCAAUAUUCGAGCGGGGACCUACACGUGCGCCGCUUUAUCGCUCCUAUCGACAAUUAUCGGCAACGCUUUCAUGCCUCAGUGCACAUUAACAUCCUGUCUUGCUGUCAACACAGAUUAGCAGAUUAUGCUUCGUUAUUACUCAGGUUGUUUUAAUAAAAGUUUAAUUAUAAUGACGGUCAGUCUACCCCGAAAAUUAGAAAUCCACGAAAUUAUGUGUCAACGAAAUAGUUGUUUUUUAUUAAACCACAAAAUUUCAUACCGACGAAUUUCUAUACGUUUACAGUAUUUCACUGAAGCUGAUUAUAUCAUGCUUUUUACAAACCAGUCUUUUAUUUACAUAAUAUUCUGCAUAAUGUUGACAAUAAAUGUGUUUAAGAUUUCAUAUUCACAACAUUCACAACUUUUGGGAAUUAGACAGUUAGAUGAAUUGUGGGGUAUUUUUAGCUGAAUUAAACAAAAAUCUAGGCUAUAGAUACCGGUAAGCAACUUCAGGUGGGAUGGUGGUUACGCUGUAGUUAACAAUGUAGAUACAAGUUUUUGUAUACUUGACAUGUUUUCUUAAGUUCUUGACCAAUCUUCAUGAACAUUUACACAUAUAUUCUGUGGAUGGUCCUCUGCAAAACUGGUGCUUAUGAUUGUGCUACACUGCACAAUUUGACUGACUGAGCAAAAAAUAAUUAUGUUAAAACACAAAUUUGUUCCUGACUUUGAGAUUUGUGAAUAAUUUCAGACAAAUGUGCUUUUGGUGCUCCUCUGCUCAAUUGCACAAAAUAUAAUUGUACUUAAAAGUUGUAUAUAUUUGACAUAUUUUCUUAAGUUCUUGGUCAAUGUUCUUGAAAAUGUACACUGGUGUACCAAGGGUGGGUCCUCUAUCAAACAUAAGCACAUGGAUCCACAUACUGCACAAGAUGGCCACCAUGGCUAAUUUUGCCAAAACGGUUCCGCUCCAUUGCUCACUGCAUAUGAUGGCCACUAUAGCUAAUUUUGCCACAAUGGUUCUGCUUUAUUGCUCACUGCACAAGAUGGCCAUCAUAGCUUAUUUUGCCAAAACGGUUCCGCUCCAUUGCUCACUGCUUGUGAUUGCCACCAUUGGUAUCUUUGCCAACAUGGUUCCGGUCCAUUGGUCACUGCAAAAGAUGGCCACCAUAGCUAAUAUUGCCAAAACGGUUCCUCUCAAUUGCUCAACAUAACAGCUUGAGCAAAAAAAAAUCAAAAAAUAUAAUUGUCACACUAAAACAACACUAUAUUUUCUUCUAAUCAGAUGGCUAGAUAUUCAAAUGAUUUUACAACUGUUUUCAUUAGGCUAAACUUUUUGGAUUGGCCUAUCUGAAUGAGAUGUUCGCUUAAACUUAAAACAGCAUUCAGCCCUUUUUCCUUUACACACUGUAUAUCUGUUUAUUAAACUUGAAAACUUUUUCUCUAACCCUGACAUGAACCCUAAUUGGCAACAUAUACAUCUGACUUUAAUGGGGUUUCUGAAUUUUUCUCUUUAUCUGACAAUUAGAUGUAAUUUAUAUCCAGUUGGGAUGUGAGUGAAACCAGUUAACUUAUUACCUGAUGUGCUCGCAUCGUGCACUUUUCUUCUUUAAUUAAGAAAACCAAUCAACAAGUUAAUUCAAAUUUAGAUUGAAAGCAACGUUAUUGAAAUAUUUUCUGAAAAUGGGGUGAAAGCGACAGUAGAUUGCUAUGCAUAACAUAAAUUAAUAAGUCUGUAUUUACAUAAGAAACUUAUUUUUGACACUUUUUUGGUUUCAUUGCUUAGAUGAUCGCUCAAUUUGCCAACCAGUCAAUGCGCUAGCGCGGAAAAUCCCGAAUGUAAACAAUAAUAUUCAACUGGUCUAUUGUGUCUUUUUGCAAUCAAGAUAAAUCCGGUUAUGACAUAAAAGGAAGUACAUUAUACUCAACUGAUAGUGACAUUUACUGUUAAGGGCAAAUGCAGUAAAUCUAUAUUGGACAUUUCUGACUUUGUAUGGGUAGAAUACUAGUAGUAAGGUAAAAUAACGUCGUGACGAAAAAAAAUGGUUUCACAGUAUUAUUUUACUAGCGAUAAAAGUAAUGUUGGGCCAGAAAUCACAAAAAGCAUACAGCUUUUCUCAGAAGAUACGUAACUGUAACAAUUGGUCUGUUUGUGGCAAUUAGCAAUCGCUUUAAAAUGAUCUACAUGUAGCAUGAAAACAUGACAAAAUCAACAGAUCUCAAGCACUGAACAACAGUUUGCUAAGGGUGUAGGUGAUUUUGGCCAAACGGAGCUUGAAUUGCAACUUGUACAUGUAAUGAUGUAUAGUAAAUUAAAGAACAAGAAUAGUAUACAAUGAAUAUUGGGACAAAUCAUUGUUGGGACAAUCAUCCCUAAUUUAGGACUAUGACAUGUAUGCUUAGGGUAAAAAUUAUAUUUAUGACAUUAUUCUUAGUGUAAUAAUGAUAACAUAAAAUAACAUUUAGUUGUUAAUGAGAUUUAUUUGAAUUUAUUUGUUGAGCUCAGGGUUAUCAUAAAAUAUUUUCCACCUUGCCACAUUUCCAAUCAUCGAUAUCCUGCUUUUUUAUGUGUCAGAUUGCAAUUUUAGAAUUUAAUUUUUUUACCCAAGCAAAUUGUUAUAAAUAUGUCUUUAUCAAACAAAUGGUGUCUCUUGGUACACCUUCUUAACUUAAAUAAACACAAAUACAGAGCAUUAAACACAGAAUUUGAAAUCGUGGUCAUUUAACAUUUGAGGUUUAUUGAAAUAGCUGCUAUGAAAGCUCUUGCUUCACAUUAAAUGUAUAAUUUUAGAGGUUUUUGUUAAUGAUGAUCAGUUACAUAAAGUAGAUAUUAUUUAUGUUUAAUUACACAUUUUGACAAUUUAUUUCACAGAUUGUUACAAAUGGAUUAAUUAUGACAAGGUUAAUAGAAUUAUGAGUUUUAAAAAUGUGUUCAUGUAAUAUCAUUAAAUACUAAAAUAUGUUUUGUACAUGCUUUCUUCAAUAAAUGUUAUAGACUUUGAUGAUAAGAUUGAGUUCUCCCUUGUACAUAGAUGAAAUUGAUGUUAACCAUUCUGGCAUAUGGCAAUUUGCAGGUUUCAUUUCUAAUGAACUGCUUAUAGCGUAAGAGCAGACAUCUUUAUUCAAUGUAAAGGAGUUUUAGGACAAAGCACUACAUUGUAUAUUGAUUUUAAUUUCCCUGUUAUGAUUUUGUCAGGCAAUGGUUCUUAUGUGUCAUUCAAUACUGAUGGAAUAUAUGGUAAAUUUGUCUGUGUCCA
Messenger RNA from Dreissena polymorpha, 9398 nucleotides. RefSeq lists its product as uncharacterized. Bases 44 to 1822 code for a protein of 592 amino acids. Gene Ontology annotation, cellular component: plasma membrane. The record is from RefSeq and is a predicted model, not a curated record. The transcript has 6 exons. NCBI's taxonomy places the organism in Eukaryota, Metazoa, Mollusca, Bivalvia, Myida, Dreissenidae. Gene Ontology annotation, molecular function: protein binding.